AUGCGCAUCGACUCUCGACCGAAUACCCCAAGAAUACCACACAGUCUUACACAAAGACGCUUCGUAGGCAUAGAAGAGUGCAUAUCUCAAGACGGUCUCCGCUCCCACUACUCCGGCCAAGUCCCGGGAGUAUACCAAAACUACAUCCUCGUCCACCCCUAUCCCUCACUGCGCAUGAUAUUUACCUCCCCCUCCCUCCGCAUACCUGGGCUCUGCCAAUCCAAACUUGAAGACCACAUCGGUGGCCCCGAACACGUGCGCGCAUCGCGCGUCGAAGCACUCGCCCAAGGUAUCGGCGUCACGGCCAAAGUCUCCUGGCUAACGCGCGUAUCGCGACCUAGCACACACACACAACUCAAAGUUCCCACGAAUGACAAUAGACCCAGCAUCGCCACAAGCGACAUGGAGAUCGUCGAGGGCAAGGCACGGUGGAUACACUGCACGCCGCUGACGGGCUCGGACGGGAAAGUCGGCGUGAUCAUGAUUAUCGUGGUGGAUAAACAGGAGGCGACGCACCCGCAUAGUCUGCCGAAUCUUAGCAGCAUGCCCAGUAUGUGGCCUACUGGCACCGGACUCGUUGGCCCCGUCCUCCCUCGCGCGUGUGCGAAGACCCACAACAGUUUCCGUUCGCUGGACCACACGCCUGAGCGAUGGCAGCCUCGCUCCAGUCCUUCGAGCGUCGCGACGGCUGGGACGUCGCCGCUUAGAGGCAGCACUGUUCAUAAUCUGCCGCCGAGGUCGAUGGGUGGGAGUAGGCUGUAUGCGGAUUACAUAAAGGAGAUCAGGGAGGCGCAGAAGAGGGUUGAUUCGUUUAGUACUCGAUUAAGGGAUCAUCAGGACCAGACGGCUGGGUUGGGAUUGAUGGCUACGGCGGUGAGUGUUAAGGCUGUGAAUGGGAGGGGGAAGACUAAGAAGGUUGGGAACACGUUUUGA
Molecule: messenger RNA, 933 nt
Organism: Macroventuria anomochaeta
Lineage: Eukaryota; Fungi; Ascomycota; Dothideomycetes; Pleosporales; Didymellaceae
Exons: 2
Coding region: 1-933 (310 amino acids)
Source: RefSeq, a predicted model, not a curated record